AUGAGUUUUCCCAGCGUUCGUACUAGAGGAUAUUUACCAAUUGAAGAUUAUGGAUUAUUUGGUAAUUUACGUACGGUCGCAUUAUGUGGAACAGAUGGAUCGAUUGAUUUCAUGUGUUAUCCAAAGUUUGAUAGACAUUUCUCAAUUGCGCCAUUAACUCAUAAAAGUGAAAAGCAACAAUAUCUUCCCAGUACCAAUAUUUUAUCAACUCGUUUUCUAUCCGAUCAGGGUGUAAGUGGAAUCACUGAUUUUAUGCACAUUCCUGUAAAAACGGAUAAUCCUCGGACCUUACUUCCUUGGUUAAUUCGUCACGUCGAAGUUACUCGUGGUGAAGUCGAUUUUCAUUUGGAAUUAUUUCCUGCAUUUAAUUAUGCUCGUGAUUCUCACACUACGAAAAUUGUUGAUAAUAAAAUUGAUUCAACUUUACCACCAAAAUUGAAUACAAAUGAUUUGGGAAAUAAGAAAAUUAUUUUUUCUUCAGAUACUAUGGAUAUGGAUUUUAGAUUUGUGAUAAAAGCUAGUGAAAAAGGUUUACCAAAUAUUGAAUUCAAAUUGGUUGAAUCUGAAGUAUUUAAAGGUCCUGGAAUAGUGACUAAUUUUACUUUGAAAGAAAAACAAGAAGGAAGAUGGAGGGAACAUGUUCAUAGGAGUGCUUUGACUUUGAAAUUGUUGACUUAUGAACCAACAGGAGCAGCAAUAGCAUCCCCAACUUUUGGUCUUCCGGAAGAAAUAGGGGGGGAAAGAAAUUGGGAUUAUCGUUUCACCUGGGUUCGAGAUUCUGCAUUCACACUUUAUGCUUUAAUGAGAAUAGGAAUGACUGAAGAAGCGAAAUUAUAUAUGAAAUUCAUGGAAGAAAGGUGCAAAGAUUUGAAUGAAGAUGGGUCACUUAAUAUAAUGUAUAGUAUUGAUGGUCAUAAAGAAUUGACUGAAAUAGAACUUGAUCAUUUAGAAGGAUAUUUAGGUUCACGUCCUGUACGUAUAGGUAACGGAGCCUAUGACCAUUUACAACUUGAUAUUUAUGGGGAAUUAUUGGAUGCGGUAUAUCUAUUUAAUAAACUUGGUAGUCCAAUUUCUUAUGAUACUUGGGUCAAUAUUAAAAAAAUGGUAAAUUAUGUUUGUGAUAAUUGGGAUAAACCUGAUAUGAGUAUUUGGGAAGUUAGAGGAAAGCAACAGAAUUUUACUUAUUCUAAAAUUAUGUGUUGGGUUGCUGUUGAUCGAGGAAUAAGAUUUACCGAGAAAAGAGAAUUUCCAUGUUCAGAUCGUUUUAAAUGGUUAAGUGUUCGGGAUAAAAUCUAUGAACAAGUUAUGGAAAAAGCAUGGAAUCCUCAACUUCAAAUAUUUGCACAAUCCUAUGAAUCUAUUGAUGCGUUGGAUUCAUCUGUUUUAAUUAUGCCAUUAGUAUUUUUCAUUAGUCCAACGGAUCCACGAUUUUUGAGCACUAUGAGAAAAAUUAUGAAACCUCCUACUGAAGGAGGCCUUUUGGAAAAUAGUCUUGUAUAUAGAUAUGACUUUGUUAGUACUGAUGAUGGAUUAAGAGGAGACGAAGGAUCAUUCUCAAUGUGUACAUUCUGGUUAGUGGAAGCUUUGACUCGAGCAGGAAAAUAUGAUAAAAAGUUAUUAGAGAAAGCCGAAAUUAUAUUUGAACGAAUGAUUGGAUACGGAAAUCAUUUAGGAUUGUAUAGUGAAGAAAUUGCUAGAAGUGGUGAACUGUUAGGUAAUUUCCCCCAGGCAUUUACUCAUAUUGCUUUUAUCAGCGCUGCAUUUAAUUUAGAUCGUGUUUUAACUGAACGAAGUGGAAAAAGACCUCGUUUGGUUUGGACCAAAGAAGAAGAUGAAGCUUUGUUUAACGCUAUUAAUUCGGUGUUAACAGGACAAUGGAAAGAAGUUUGCACAAAAAAUCCCAUACUAAAAGCUCGCGGAACUAGUAUGGUCGCUCAAAGGUUCAGAACAAAGAUUCGUUAUUUUGUUGGUGGCAAUGCAGAAAGAACCAAGCAAUAA
This is a messenger RNA of Diversispora eburnea, 1998 nucleotides long. Lineage: Eukaryota; Fungi; Glomeromycota; Glomeromycetes; Diversisporales; Diversisporaceae. The record is from the annotation of a GenBank genome assembly.